Cyprinus carpio (common carp) is the source of this 5207-nucleotide messenger RNA. It is a transcript of the gene camk2b1, whose product is annotated as calcium/calmodulin dependent protein kinase II beta 1. Gene Ontology annotation, cellular component: cytoplasm; neuron projection. The record is from RefSeq and is a predicted model, not a curated record. NCBI's taxonomy places the organism in Eukaryota, Metazoa, Chordata, Actinopteri, Cypriniformes, Cyprinidae. Gene Ontology annotation, molecular function: ATP binding; calcium/calmodulin-dependent protein kinase activity; calmodulin binding. Gene Ontology annotation, biological process: protein phosphorylation.
GAAGGCAGGCUAUUGGAGCACAGCGCGGGGGUGAGGACGCCCGCCGUCAGCAUACACGCUGCCCUACUCAACCAUUAACCUGUCAUUUCAAGACAUAGCAGGCUUUUUUGAGCGCAAAAUCGAGGUGAAUAUCCAGGACGCUCUUGCUCGCCGAACUGAGGACGAUUUUUAAUUCUUAAAGAAGGGUGUCCGAGUCCGAGUCCGAGAGGGGAAGACAUGGCCACGACUACAUGUACGCGCUUCACGGACGAAUAUCAGCUGUACGAGGAGCUGGGCAAGGGAGCGUUUUCAGUGGUGCGACGAUGUGUGAAGUUGAGCACGGGCCAAGAAUACGCCGCCAAAAUCAUCAACACCAAAAAACUCUCCGCGAGAGACCAUCAGAAGCUCGAACGAGAAGCUCGAAUCUGUCGUCUACUGAAACACCCCAAUAUCGUUCGUCUGCAUGACAGUAUAUCAGAGGAGGGCUUCCACUACCUACUGUUUGAUUUGGUGACUGGAGGUGAACUGUUUGAAGACAUUGUAGCCAGAGAGUACUACAGCGAAGCAGAUGCCAGUCACUGUAUCCAUCAGAUUCUAGACAGUGUUCAUCAUAUUCACCAACAUGACAUAGUGCACAGGGACCUGAAGCCAGAGAAUCUGCUCUUGGCCAGUAAGUGCAAGAACGCCGCUGUGAAACUGGCCGACUUUGGACUGGCCAUUGAGGUGCAGGGAGACCAGCAGGCGUGGUUUGGAUUUGCAGGGACACCAGGUUACCUGUCCCCUGAGGUGCUGAGGAAGGAAGCAUAUGGCAAACCUGUGGACAUCUGGGCUUGCGGUGUGAUUUUGUACAUUCUGCUGGUUGGAUAUCCACCUUUCUGGGACGAGGAUCAGCAUAAACUUUACCAACAGAUCAAAGCAGGAGCUUAUGAUUUUCCAUCUCCAGAAUGGGACACAGUUACUCCUGAAGCCAAAAAUCUCAUCAAUCAAAUGCUAACCAUAAACCCUGCCAAGAGAAUCACCGCACAGGAAGCUCUUAAACACCCAUGGGUCUGCCAACGCUCUACUGUGGCUUCCAUGAUGCACAGACAAGAGACUGUGGAAUGCCUGAAGAAGUUCAACGCCAGGAGGAAACUCAAGGGGGCCAUCCUCACCACCAUGCUUGUGUCACGGAACUUCUCUGCAGCCAAGAGCUUGUUGAACAAAAAAGCAGACGUUAAGAAGCGGAAGUCGAGCUCUACCAUUCAGUACAUGCCCCAGACAAACAGCACCAAAAACAGCAUAGUCACCAGUCCCAAGGGAAACCUCCCCUCACCUGCACUGGAGGCACAGACCACUGUCAUCCAUAAUGCAGUGGAUGGGAUUAAGGAGUCAUCGGACAGCAGUAAUGCCACAGUGGAGGACGAGGAAAUGAAAGGAAAGCUUGUAGAUAACAGGUCAGUUCAGUCAAACCCCAGCACCCAGCCUGACUCCGCCCACACACCUCCAGGCCCCUCCCCCGCUCUCUUCACUGCCACUAAGUUCACUGAUCUAUUGGGUGUGGUACGUCGGGGCUCGGUGCCCACAUCUGAUGUUGAGGGUGGAAGCACUAUCACUCCAGCUGUAGUUUCUGCCCCCUCCACUCCCCAGACCCCCAGCAUUCCCAUACAGAUGUCACGUUUGACUGACCUAGUGAGCAGUGUGCGCAGACCUACAGCCCCUCAUACAGACAGUGAGCCAUCAGCAGCCAGCAGACCCUUUACUGCCCCAGUAUCUGCCCCAGUAUCUGCCCCAUCACACCCCUCCCCUUCCCCUGCCCAACCGUCCUCCAGCCCCCUGCCGUCAGCACAUUCACGCAAACAGGAGAUCAUCAAAAUCACUGAGCAGCUUAUUGAGGCCAUCAACAAUGGCGACUUCGAAGCCUAUGCUAAAAUCUGCGACCCUGGACUCACCUGCUUUGAACCUGAGGCCUUGGGAAACCUGGUGGAGGGGAUGGACUUCCACAGAUUUUACUUUGAGAACUUGCUGUCUAAGAACAGUAAGCCCAUCCACACCACCAUCCUCAACCCUCACGUGCACCUGAUUGGAGAGGAGGCCGCCUGCAUCGCCUACAUCCGCCUCACGCAGUAUGUGGAUGGGCAGGGCCGGCCGCGCAGCAGCCAAUCAGAAGAGACGAGGGUGUGGCAUCGUCGUGACUCCAAAUGGCAGAAUGUGCAUUUCCACUGUUCGGGAGCUCCAGCCGCCCCUCUACAGUGAAGGUUGAGCUCAUUGUAGCCACAUCUAACAAGAGCGCCCAGCCAGAAAUGGAGAGUGCAAGAGUGAAAGAGAGAGAGUGAGGGAGGGGGGAAGUUGGAGAGCGAGCCCAGUGAUGGGUGGCUGUGAGUCUGCAGCACCUGACCCUCCCACACUGGGCCCGGCCCCCUCGCCUGUCAAUCACCUCACCUGCCAAUCACUUUUGUGCAUCGUCUUUUGUCUUACCUUCAACUUUACCCCCUCCCUCCCUCCCUCCCAGACACCGUCCCUGUAUCUUUACACCCGUGCAGAGACUCCCUUUGUUGUGCACAUGUGCUGUGUGGAGUUGGACAGUCUUUGAUUAUUACGGAUAAUAAGGCCUCAGCGAGUCGUCUGUGAAAUGCCAUGCUUUCCGUCGCACCUUCCCAGUGUGAAUAAUGUUAACACUUGAUUCGCCGUCCUCACUUACAGUGUGUAGAUUUUCAAUAUUAUUGUUAUUAUUAUGAUUAAUAUUGUUCUUACUGUUGUUAUUAGUAUUAAAUACAAAGGCAGUUGUACGUGUCACUUACACAAUUCACGUUCUGGAUGCCAAUGAUUUUUAAUUUAUGCCUUUUCUUUUCCAAACAUUUUUGGAGAGCAUGAUUUUUUUCUGUACAGUAUAUCCAAAGCGGCCUCGGUGAUGUAGAGAAAUAAUGGCCGCCGUUCAUGUACAGGCUUCUCAAUGUGAUUCACAUCCAACCGUCGCGUCUGUCCAUGUGUUUAAACGUUAGUGGACAUAUGUUGGUAUGUGUGACUGUUUUGGGGCAGAUUCUACCAGAGCCUGAGUAAGAACGACGAUGUGACAUUCGGGGUCUUCCAGCUUUAAUUGUUAGUUCUCGCAUCAUUAGUGCAGAUUGGGGAAAAACUCAGAUUUUCUGUCAGUUGGCGAACUUUGUGUUGGAUGAAGAACAACUUGUUCUGGAAAGCCACAGUCGUUCUUUAUAUGUGACAGCAGUUGCAACGUUAGUAUUAGAUAUUAGUGUUGCGCUUUUUUUUUUCGUUACUUCCUCAGCUGAGCCAGUCAUGUUCGGAAAGUGCCCAUACAGUUGGACUGACUGAAUCAAACUAAAUGUGGACAUCCAAUGAUUUUAGAGUAGUUCGAAAAAAAAAAAAACUAUUGUAUCUCUACGCUAGUCAUAGUGGAGAUUUAAAAUCAUCGGAGGCCGUUAAAGAGCAGCUGAUUGGAGUAACUUGUGAAAUUCGUUCUUUUUGGAAUUUUUCGAAAUUUCUUUUGCGUUUUUUCGCUCUUAUAUUUUCGCACCAUAUGGUAUUGACUUAUCACUAUUACUCAUUCUAUUUUUGAGAGUUUAUAUAUAUUUCGUUUGUCGUCUGUGUGUGAGACUUUUAAGGAGAGUGAAAAAUUUGUUACCCUGGAUCCUUUUUAAAGUGUGUUUACCCUUUGGAUGGGCAAAGUGCAAGGUGUGUGAAAACUUUCGAAGAAAGAAGAGGUUUAAAAUCGGCAGCAAUAGUUUUAUAUUUCAGAAGAUGGUGAGAUGUAGUUUAUACGUCACACCUUGUGCAACUUUAUUCUGGUUUCAGCGUGACAUCAUCACCGGGUCAUGUGACUUAUUUUAUCGAUCUUAUAUAUUGAUUGUGUCCUCAGGUUGUAUUUAUUUAUUUGAUUAUAUUAUUGCAAGUUGUUACGUGCUUCUUAAGUUGAUGUUUGAACACACUAGCUUUGAGCCACAUCAUAUCGAUGAUGACUACUGAUCUUUUAUUGUUAUUAUUUUGAAAGAAAGUGUCCGAAGCACCCCUCAUACAGAUAAAAAGCAGUAAUCUUUUAAAAUCCAAUCAAAAUAUUUCUCUCAAACAAAGCGACCCCGCGAGGCAGGUGUUUGUGUUUGUGCUCCGGUGUUCUGCUUCUGUUACAGUUGCGUCUCAUUCUUGGAUGAUUUAUUUCAUCCAAAACUUCACCUGUGUUUAUACGAGUCAUCAGAGUUCCACGCCUGUCCGCUCCCUAAUAAAGAAAAAUAAAAAAAAAGACAAAAUCACAAAAAAAAACAGCAUGUAAAAAGUGUACUGUUCUCUAUGUGUUUAGCAACGGAAAUAAACAUGUUAACGAGUGAAAGUGCACAUCACUAUUAAAACAGGACACACAGUAUUGAAACUGCAGUUUACUUUCUUUGCAUGACAGUCACUUGAACACUAGGUUUGGUGUUAUUUAUCUUUUUGAUUUCAUUUUUUCUAUUGAAUGCUGGUCUAAACCUUUCUCUUAUCUGUUUUACCAGCUUUGUUAAGUGCAUAUAUAUAUAUAUAUAUAUAUAUAUAUAUAUAUAUAUAUAUAUAUAUAUAUAAUAUUUUUGUCCCAAAAUGAUGCUGACAAUGGCAGUGUAAAUGACGAAGACUAUAGCUACGAAACGUCGAUGAUAUUAAGAUUAUGGAAAUGGUGAUAUUUCUACGGCAUGCUUUUGUAUUAAGCUCAUUGUUGUCAAUGCAGGGUGACUGAUAUUUAUAUUAACGACUAUAAGAUUACUCAUUAGUAUGAGACUGCUUGACUUCAGAGAAGCACUUGCGAUAUUAGCUAAAUAUGCAUGGGUUUUUCAAAAUCAUUUUUAGCUAAAUUUGGAUCGGCAGUGACACAGUUCUGCUGUUUGUGCUUUGCGGAUAUUCACCAAAACUGAAUGGCCAAUAAAACCGUGGAUUGUUUCUGACUUUUAUGACUUACUUAACAAUUACAGCUCGGUAGAUCCAGAGCAUUUCUACCUGCACCAACAGCACCGUCCGUCUUUCAGCAUAGGACUGUUUCCGUUUCACUCGUCAUAUCAUUUCUCUGAUUGGAAACAGUAAUAGUUUCUCUGAAGUUGAGUUUUCUCACAGUAGCCCUCUGUUAGUUUUGUUUUUUCUGUAUAAGAUAAUAUUCUCUUUGAUUUCUGAUGAUUCUUACUCUUGUUAUUGCUCUAUUCUCAAACAUGCUGUGUAUUCCCUGACUUAAACAAAUGUGUUCAAAAGAUAUAAAUAAAUGAGAUGAUUUAAAUACUGAA